Messenger RNA from Suillus clintonianus, 663 nucleotides. RefSeq lists its product as uncharacterized. The coding region runs from base 120 to 560 and encodes 146 amino acids. The transcript has 5 exons. The record is from RefSeq and is a predicted model, not a curated record. NCBI's taxonomy places the organism in Eukaryota, Fungi, Basidiomycota, Agaricomycetes, Boletales, Suillaceae.
GACCAUGCGACUCUCAGGCACGAAGCAGAUAAGCAAGCCUUGCUUACAUAACUCGGUUCAUUGGCAACCUUGCCGGUCCUCCAAGUUUCCUUCGCAGGACUAGUCUCUCCAGAUUCAUCAUGUCUGGACGUAGCCCGCUAUCUGCUGUGUUCCUGCUGCAUAUCGCGUUGGAGGCUCCGCUUGCCCUUCAAGCGUUCUGGUCCCCACAGAGCCUCCCCUUUCUACAAAUGAACAACACCACGGUAGUCAUGUUGAAGCUGUAUGCCGCAUUGGUCACUGGAUCCUGCAUCACCGCUUUCCUGGCGUAUCCUUUACCAGAAUUCCUACCUGGAAAGCGCGCACUCGCUAUAGGGUUUUGCAUUUACCACAGCGUGGUGUCAACCAUUCUGUUUCAGACUCCAAGGUUCAUCCCUCACACCCUAGGUCCCUUCUUUGAGUCCGUGAAUCUUACACCUGAGGUCGUCUGGGGGGGAUUUCACGGUUUGCUAGGGCUUGGGAUGGUUGUGUGGUGGCAAGCGACGCUACAGUAUGCGGCAGCAGUGAGAGGAGCUGCGAAGUAACUUUUGGCAUAGAAGGGGCGUGUACUAAACUUUGUCUAUGGAAGAGAACCAUGAGGCAAGUUGAUAUGACUACAUGGGCGCGUUAAAGUAGUGUAUCCCGUUU